AUGACCCCAUCUGAACUUGAUCACAUUGCAGAGCAGGUCAAAUCCUUCCUUGCAUGCAUGGAAACCAUCACAUCUCCUAUGAACACGAUGGGAUCAGUCACCAGUGGUCCCUACCGCAACAGUUUCUGGCCAGAUGGACUCGCUCCAGAGAAGCCUUUUGCCACACUUGAAGAGUUUUUACCCAAGGAAGCGACUAUUCGAUUUGCGCAUGCCGACCUUGUUCCUAAGAACAUCAUCGUGGAAGGGUCAACGAUUACUGGUAUAGUGGAUUGGGCUCUGUCAGGUUUCUUUCUGGACUUUUGGGAGUAUGGUCGUAUGCAUGACCUGGUGGAGAUGAUGCAUGGAUGGGAUUACGUGCUACAGAGGGUUUUUCCUGGUCCUCGAUGCCAGGUGGAGAUUAACUCUGUUAGGCAAUUGCUUCGCAUUUUGUUCACUGUGUUUUGA
Molecule: messenger RNA, 444 nt
Organism: Desarmillaria tabescens
Lineage: Eukaryota; Fungi; Basidiomycota; Agaricomycetes; Agaricales; Physalacriaceae
Exons: 2
Coding region: 1-444 (147 amino acids)
Source: RefSeq, a predicted model, not a curated record